AUGCACUUGUCGACUGAUUGUCUCAACGCACUGAAAACCCAUGAGUUUUGGAAAAGUACAGACGAUCCUUCACUUAAAAAGUUUCUAGAUUUUCGAUUCCAAAAAGGUGUUCUAGAAGAUAAAAAAACGGAGUACUCUCAGUACAAAAGCGAAUUGGAUACGAUCAAAGGGUACUAUUCUGAAACCCUGAGUUGCAUUAGUUCUGUCACCAACUACCCUGUCAAUUGCGGUUGGCAGUGGGAAAAGACCGCGGUCAGUUGCACUCCGUCAUCAACUACCCUGCCAAUUGUGGUUGGCAGUGGGAAAAGAUCGCGGUCAGUUGGUGAGCAUGCACUUGAUAAAAAAUCGCAAUCAUUAAUUUCUUUUUGGGAUUUACAAACGAAGAGACAAACCAUUCAUAUGAAUAGCAAGAUACUUGAGGAGGAAGCUCAGUUGCAACAAUUUGGAUUUAAUCUGGCAAAGAACGAAUUAAAAAACCAGAUUCAUAUCGAACGGACCAGACAGAUUCUGGAUGCGACGAAAGGUAUCCGAAACCAAGAUUAUUUACUACGAGAAAUAACUACCAAGCAGAUUGAAAAAGAUCUGUUGAAUGAGUUAUAUGCAAAGAACGAGAAUUUGGAGGAAGAGGCACCUUCUACACCACCGGACAAGAUCAAAACCGUUCCAUUCAACAAGCAAGAGAAUGAUGCUAUAGCUAGUGAUUCGGAUGACGAUUCCCAAAAUGCAACAGAAUCAAUGAUCGGAAAAGUCGAAAGAACAACACUGAUUGUAGACAAUGUCGAUUUAGAGAAAAUUUUUGAAGAUUAUCGUAAUGAUUGCGAAAACAUUUAUCUGCUUUUCUGA
Messenger RNA from Ambispora gerdemannii, 843 nucleotides. The record is from the annotation of a GenBank genome assembly. Lineage: Eukaryota; Fungi; Glomeromycota; Glomeromycetes; Archaeosporales; Ambisporaceae.